This is a messenger RNA of Kwoniella botswanensis, 1191 nucleotides long. RefSeq lists its product as uncharacterized. NCBI's taxonomy places the organism in Eukaryota, Fungi, Basidiomycota, Tremellomycetes, Tremellales, Cryptococcaceae. The coding region runs from base 1 to 1191 and encodes 396 amino acids. The record is from RefSeq and is a predicted model, not a curated record. The transcript has 5 exons.
AUGUUAGAGUACAUAUAUAUCUGUAGACAUGGAUUCAGGUCAAAUUGGAUAGAUCCAAGUAUAAAAACCUCUCCAACAGGAUUAAACAGAGAUCCACCCCUAGCAGUCUACGGUCAAGAGCAAUCCCAACAUCUCUCUUCAUUCCUGUCUGAUCCGUCCAAGACUCAUCCAUACCCUAUACCGGAAUUGGUAUUUUCAAGUCCAUUCUAUAGAUGUAUAGAAACUUCUUUACCUACGGCUCAGAAAUUGGGUCUGAUCGAUGGAGACGAACAUAGUGAGGGGAAGGGGCAAGGUAGAGAAGGAGGAGUGAGGUUGGAACAUGGUGUAGCUGAAUGGUACUCCCCCGUCUUGCCCAGUACAGGACUUCAUCCCCGACCAUCUCAUUCCGAACAUCUCUCGCAGUACUUCCCCCCAAAAUCGCUCAACUCGUCAUACCGAUCCACAGUCUUUCCCUCGCGGAAAGGCGAGUCCUUUAAAGAGUUGCAUGAUCGAGCGGAACUUUUCGUGGAAAGUUGGAUAAGUAAAAUCGAAGAAUUGCAUCCUGAAGUGAAGAGUGUGGUGAUCUUUGCUCAUGCGGCGAGUCUAAUUGCGCUGGGACGAGCACUCACUGGCGAUCGUACACUAAACGUCGUAGCUGGCUGCGCUUCCACCUCUUUGUAUCAACGUAAACGACCCUCUACCUCAGAAUCGUUCGAAUCGACUUUACAGCCUCACAGACAACCGUUUGAUUCUCGUCCUCCCUCUUCUCUAGGAUUCACCUCCCUCGAUUCACCUGCUUUUGGCGGUGGACUGGCACCUCCCUCGCCCGCAUUUGGGAGUUUGUCAGGUACAGCUACUCCACCAGCUUUCGCACCUCUCUCAAGACCACCUUCUCCCCUCCCCCGUUCAACCGGGACCCAAAUCGUACCUUGUGGAGUAGGUGAAUGGGAGAUAGUAUGGAAUGGAAGAGCGGACUAUCUUCCCAAUGGUAUAGAAAGAGAUUGGAGUUUCAAAGAUGCUCUGGUGAAAGAUGAUGGAGAGGUAAUUAAUGAUAAAGGUGAUGGUGGACCUUAUUCUGAGAAGGAUUUGUUACCUCAAGGAUUGGCUGAUGGUGCGGAGAAGUGGUUGAGGAGAGGUAGACCGCCUUUUAAUACGAGUGGAGAGGGGAAGAAGGGAAGUAUAGGGUUGGGUAUAGGUUCAGCUAGGAUGUAG